Molecule: messenger RNA, 2053 nt
Organism: Misgurnus anguillicaudatus (oriental weatherfish)
Lineage: Eukaryota; Metazoa; Chordata; Actinopteri; Cypriniformes; Cobitidae
Gene: dorip1
Product: dopamine receptor interacting protein 1
Source: RefSeq, a predicted model, not a curated record
AACAUGACGACGUUCUUGUGGGCGGGGUUUGUCAGCCUGGCCAGUGUUUUGUACGUGUUUUGAUGACGCGCAGUGUUCUGCGCUGAGUGGGCGUGUCUUGAGCGAUGAAAAAUAACAGAUGCCAUGUUGGCUGUGCAGAAAUGAAGGUAUUUGCAGCAUUAUGGAGAGAGAUUUAAGCUGUUUAACAGAACUACAGUGCUUCAUUUCACACUCUGAACACACAGAAACCACUGAGAGAACCAGGACGCUGUACGAGGAGAUCCGGGCCUCCGUCAAUAAUCACGAUAAUAACGGUGAUGGGUCAUUCUGGCGCCCGGUGUUGCCCUGGGGUGGGGUUUACCCCAUCAGAGCAGGUCGAAAAGCCAUCGCCUGCACACCACUUUAUGUUAAGAUCAAUCUGAAGAACACCUGCACCAUCGACGGGUUCCUCAUGCUCCUCUACAUCAUCCUGAAGGACAAUCACACCUUCCCCAGAGAGGUGGCCACGUUCCUCGGGAAACAGUUCGUGGAGCUCUUCCUCUAUCUUAUGGACUCUUACGACUACACUACAGUAAAGAUGUUGUGGAUCUGGGACCGCAUGUCCAAGCGUCAGUAUCGCUCAGAGGUCCACCAAGCGGCUCUGGAGAUCGAUCUCUUCGGCAACGAGCACGAGAACUUCACCAAGAACCUGCAGAACCUGAUGUGUAGUGUACAGGAGAGCUGGUGCUCUAACUUGGGCUGUCCGGCUCGUUUUCAGGAGGAUCUUCAGAAGACCAUCAACAUUAGUCCUCCACAUGAGCUGCCUGAUAAAGAUCCCAUUCAAUCAGCAGUCGAUGAGUUUUUCUGCCCACGGCUGGAAGUCUGUGAUGAAUUCAAAUGUAAGGGGUUGAGAGAAUUCAGUCAGCGUGUGUUUUGUCACGGCCCGCCUCCUUUCAUCAUUCUGAACAUGCAGAUGUGGCAGUCCGAGGAUCUGUCUUACGUACCGUAUCGCCUUGAACUGUCUGAUCAACGGUACUCAUUAGAGGGCGCUACACUCUUCAACAGAGACGAGCAUCAUUAUUCUGCUGCGUUUCAGAUGGACGGAUACUGGAUGCACUAUGAUGGUCUACGUAGUGACAAUCUUGUGCUGUUGAAUAAACCACCGGAGUUCCUGCUCCUCUCAUCUCUAGUUUACAUCCGAGCUUCAGACAAAUAAACCACACAGAGAAACGGCUGCUACCAGAAAGAGUCUCAAACUGAGUCUUCUUCAUGGCCUGUUUGGUACUUUCAUGAUGUCCUCUGGACACUUUUACUUAUUUUCAAUAUUUCCUUCAAUGAAGAUCUAGAUUGAAUGAUUAGUUUUUGUUAUACUACAUAUUUUUGUGAAAUUUUAUAUUCUUAUAUAUCUAUAUAUAUAUAUUCAAUUUUGUAAUUUCUAGAUAAUGUCGUCUGAUUGCUGCCUUGCACAGUAAAGGGCUUUUUUCAGGCGUGCUUGGAAUCCAAGAAUAUUUUCAUGAACUAUAAUAGUUUUGGCCUGUGUGGGAUUUGUAUAUUGACAGGGAAAAGCUCAGAACUGCAUUCAGGUCCUUUGCAACGUCCACAAAGUCCAAUGUAAACUUUAUAUCUGAAGAUGAAAGUGUGUUUUACAUCAGGCUGUUGAAACUGGAUGAGAUGUUUGCUAACAGAAAAUGAACGUCUACAUUAUUAAAAUAUCAAAUUAGCAUUAUAUCACACAUGGUUUCUUUUUUGUUCCAUAUAUCAGUACCCAUACCCAGCGUCUGUAUGUUUCUAAAUGAUUUUAAUCUAUACAUUGCUUUCAGUUCCCUGUUUUUAUCUUUUCUUUCACUCAGAUUGUUUAAUCUACUCAGUGUUAUGAGUAAUGUUUACCCUUUAUCUAACCAUUUUGAUAGUUUUUACUUUUACUGGAUUACAAGUUAGAGUCAGUGGUGACUCGAGUACAUUAUUAUUAAUAAUGAUAAGUGCUGUGAUGGCAUUUCUUUUCCACCUAGAUUCAUUAAAAUUAUACAGUAGUCUAGCAUAUUCUGUCUUUUUUUAUAUGUUGUCUUUGUAAAUAAAAUUUGAACUACAUCUGUAA